CACUUCAGGUCCAAAGUUCAUGACCUGGCUAACCACUUUCCAUCUCCACAUACUACACAGACCAUUGAAUUAUUAUUUAUUUCCCGUUGCCACGGCGCACCGGCUCCACUGUGCACCCGUGAGUCACGGUCCAUGUCUGUGACCUUCAUGCAGCGCUCAGUGUUGCAGUGUGGGACAGAGGGCUGGGGUGUGGAACGAGUGCAGACUCUGCCAGCAAACGAUAAUACGAUGGAGAUACAGCAACUUCAAGAGGAGAUGGCCAGAUUUCGGCAGGCGCUGAUUGAAGAACGCACUGCCCGACAAAUCAUAGAGAAAGACAUUUGGAAGGCUAUCGGUGGACUGAAGCAGAGCUUCUCUCGGCUGGAGGAGAAAUGCGACCGCCUAAUGGAGGCUGCUUGCAAGUGUCAGACAAAAGAGGAUACUGGCAACCUUCAGCAAGAGGAGACAGGCGAACUUCAGCAAGAAGAGACAAGCAACCGUCAGCAAGAGGAGACAAAGAACCGUCAACAGGAGGAGAAAUGUGAACUCCAUCAAAACGUGAUGAACAACCGUCAGCAAGGUGACGGUAAGGACGUGACCACUCCGACGGACGACGCUCCCACCAAGUGUGACGUCAUCAAGUCUGAUGACGUCACGACCCAGGCGGCGCCGGCUGGAGGCGACCUGAAUAAAACCGAUCCCAGUGAGACAAACAUCGAUAUCCUGGACACGGAUGCGCUGAAGAAGGUGCUGAGCAAGAUGGAAUGCUGGGAGAUGUUCCGCGCCAGGCGAGUCUGUCGGAGCUGGCGGUCCGCCGUCGACGGCAUCCUCGACGACUGUCGGCGGAAGCUCGUCGACCGGUCAGAUCGGGGGUUUAGCACUCCAACAAUGACAAGUCUGCAGCUGGUGGUAAGGGUAAAGGACCAGCCAGAUAUGACCUCGCUGAAGGCGCCGAUCGCUGAGACAUACACAGACAUCCGACUGGUCGCGGACAGUUGCCACGCCCUGCAGACAGCCGACCUGCGCGGCUUCAAGCUGAGAGUCUCUGCCCUGCGUCGGCUGGCGCGUGCCAACGCCUCCAGUUUGCGUGAGCUGACACUGCCGGCCGGCAUCGGUGACUGCCAGCUGGAGGCGCUGCUGGAGCCACUGAAGGCUCUGGAGAGAUUAAAUCUUAGCCUACCCGUGAACAGCACCGGCAAGUGGCUGUGGCUGCUACCCAAGUCGCUGAAGAGACUGGACAUCACUGGGUCCGGAAUGACUCGGUCACCAGUGAGCUAUGAUUAUCCUUAUAGUAUUAAACUGAGUGUCGGUGUACAGCUAGCAACCGACAAACUGCUGGACCAGCUGAGCGUUCUGUCGCACCGACAACCCGGUUACCAAGCUACCCAUCUGGCCAUACUUGUGUCCCCGUCCGUGACACCGGGAGCACUGGCACGUCUUCUGGCUUCCCUCACCAGGUUGGUGUACGUCAAACUUGGCGUGGUCGGCGCCACUUUGGAAACCACGCUGGCCGCCCUCCACGGCUGCUCUGGGUUGGGGGCCCUGCAUCUCACAGACCCGCGGCCCCUCACGGACAUCCCUGCGUGGACCGAGUCAGAGGUGGCAGCGGUCAGCAGGAUGGCAGUAACCUGCAGGAAACUGGAGUACCUGUACCUAACCUCCUCAGCAGUAAACUGCCAGGCCGUCCUGACCGCCCUGCUGAAGACAGACCUGGGCCGUAACAUCCAUCUCCGUGUCCCCAGGGCUAUAAAGGGGCAGCUUAGCCAACCGCCCAACGGCAGUACGGUCUUCGUGGAGUACUUCGGCUAAACCCCCAUCUGGCCGGCGCCUCGCCGGCUGCCGCGCCGGCGGUGGUGUCACAUUCUGACAACAGAUGGCAGCACCGUCUCCCGUCGGCAGCGCCGCACUUUGAGUCGUCCCGCCUUCACCGGACUGAAACACGGUCAUUUUACCGCUGCAUUUGAGGACAGGAAACCCCACGGAAAGGGCAUGCGAUAGAUAGUGGUUAUGUGACACGUUCCAACACAGAGAUUUGUGGUUUUGUACGUUCUCGCGCGGUGUUUUGUGUCGCUAUUGUGGGUCCUCGGUCCGGGUUAUCCAGAGCACACAUGUAGCUUACGUUGAUAAUUCUGCGUUAUAUAGCCAGCUUGUUCACUAAUCGAGAUAAUUCCACGGCCUGGAUUGCCGUCCAGCCAUCGGAGAAGGCCUUUGUGACCGUGACGUCACGUGUGUACUCCCGUUGUUCAACUGAGUCGUGACUCACAGUGACUCUGUUUGGUGGCUAGUCACGACCGAGUGUGAAAUACACGGCUGUUAAUCAC
Molecule: messenger RNA, 2300 nt
Organism: Amphibalanus amphitrite
Lineage: Eukaryota; Metazoa; Arthropoda; Thecostraca; Balanomorpha; Balanidae
Exons: 9
Coding region: 133-1788 (551 amino acids)
Molecular function (GO): protein binding
Source: RefSeq, a predicted model, not a curated record